AUGGAUGCAAAGCUUGGUGGAGGUCCCUAUUUUAAAUGGAGGAGUUUGUGGGAGUCUAGAGAUGUGGUUAGAGAAGGGAUGAGAUGGAGAGUGGGAAAUAGAAAGAAGAUAAAGAUAUGGGUUGAUAAAUGGAUGUCAACUCCUUCAUCAUACAUGGUUCAAUCUCCUGUUUCAACUUUAGGAAGGGAAGCAACUGUGGCUGAGCUAAUUGAUGAGAAUACUGGGUGUUGGAAUUAUGAUUUGGUUAGGGAGUCUUUUAAUAAAGAAGAAGUUGCAAUUUUUUAUACUAUACCCGUGAGUAGAAUGAGUUUGGAGGAUAAACUUUAUUGGGGACCUACUAAGAAUGAAUUAUUUUCUGUUAAGAGUGCUCAUUAUAUUGCGAUGGAGAUUAUAAGACAGUAUGGAGGGGAGCAAUCUGUUAGAAAUGGGGUAAAUCAGUUGGAGGAAACAAGUGGGCAUGUGUUAUGGAGCUGUGUGACAACCUCUAAUAAGAGUGAAUUAGAAGGCAUGGCUUUUAUUUUCAAAAAGGUAUGGCAGAGGAGUAAUUGGAUCUUUGAGAAUUCCUUUCAAAGUCCAAUUGAAGUGAUUGCUGCUACUAUGACAAAUAGGGAGGAGUAUAUUCAGGCUAAAGGUGCAGACAUAUUUGAAAUUUCUGGUUCAGCCCCUGUGAAUCGAAAUGUGUCGAAAUGUUAUUUGGCAAGCUCCAACAUAAUUCCCUUAUAA
Molecule: messenger RNA, 723 nt
Organism: Juglans regia (Persian walnut)
Lineage: Eukaryota; Viridiplantae; Streptophyta; Magnoliopsida; Fagales; Juglandaceae
Exons: 3
Coding region: 1-723 (240 amino acids)
Source: RefSeq, a predicted model, not a curated record